Messenger RNA from Brugia pahangi, 933 nucleotides. NCBI's taxonomy places the organism in Eukaryota, Metazoa, Nematoda, Chromadorea, Rhabditida, Onchocercidae. The record is from the annotation of a GenBank genome assembly.
AUGGUGCCACGAGCCGGGAACAUGUCAUCCAUCAUCAUCAGAAUCGCAGACCAAACAAAACGAAGAUUGUGUGAAGUCCUCAACGAAAUCAAGAGUCUGAACUUGGAUUCGGUCGACCAAACGACAACAACCGACGAAACAAUCCGUCUUCAUCAGGAACGGAGAAGGAUCACCCAAGAAAAAAUCAUGCAUAUCCAAAUAUACAUAGAAGCGUUGGAAUCGGUCAAUACAGAGUGGAAACAAUUCAUCCAGCAGAUUUCAGUCUCAACCAAAAGAAAAGAAGAAGAAGAUCGAUACCUUCAGAUAAACGACGAUGAAUCAGGUAUUACCAACUUAAUUUUACAAGCAAAACAAACUGUAGUCAUUUUAAAAAUGUAUCAAAAUGAUUCGGAGUUCAUAUUACAACGGCUAAAUCAGUCUAUGGUAAGGGAGGAAACAACUCAACCCAAGGAACCCACACAAGAGGGUAAAUACCCUACAGUAAAUCUCCCACAACUACCACUGCCCACAUUCAGUGGGAAUCCAAGACGCUGGAGGGAAUUUUGGAAUAGCUUUGAUACAGCUAUACAUCAACAAGCAAUUCCCGAUAUCCAUAAACUAAACUAUUUCAUCUCAUGUCUCAAAGGAGAUGCCCUCCAAGCUAUCAGAGGUUAUGACAUAACUCCGGAGAAUUACAGUAUCGUAAGAAAUGUCCUCGUCGAAAAGUUUGGGCAGCCUUACGCCAUCAAACGAGCCUUGUUCACCGAAUUAUACUCCAUCAAAAAGAACGAUAGAGAGUGGAAAGCAACGCUUGAGGCCAUUGAGCGAACACUUCGACAAUUGGAGGCCAUCGGUGAGAAUUUAGAGCAGUCCGGUAUCGAAAUAGCUGUGGAAGGGAAAUUGCCAACCUGGAUCCUAGAACAGGUUUACAGAAGAAAGAGGCAGGAAUCGUAG